UGAAUAAAUACCAUGAGCAUUAAGCAUCACAAGAAGUAUGUCUACAGGUAUUACAACAAACGUGACAAAUACAACAGCCCUCUUCAGUGAAGAUACAAGAAAUACUAAUAUACAGCAGAACAUACAGGAACAUGAAAGAAUAAUUCUUGAGAAUAACCAGAAAGUCAAAAACGGUGCUAGCAAUGCAAUAUUUCCUGUAGAAGGGGCUGAAAGCAAGUCAACACUGGUAAUUGAAGGCCGCAGCAACAGAGAAAUGACAACCAAUACUAAUGCUUCUGACCACGAAGGACAUAAGAUAUUGUCAUGCAAUAUCACAAUAAAGCAUGAAGAAAGUACAAUCAUUACAACAACUUUGACUGAUAACGACGAAACAACUACAGAUAUAACAACAGAAACCACACCACCAACAACAACGCUGAUUUCAAAUGAAUCUACCACAAUAACUUCAACACUUCCAACUACAAGUUUUACAGAGGAGUUUUAUGGAAAUGAAACAACAGAAAUUGAUGCCACCACUGUGACUGAAGUAACAACUACAGCAGCAGCAAUAACAACAACACUACCAAUUACAACAACAAAUGGAACUGUAGAUAAUGAACUAAAUUUGGAAAAAAUAUUAAUAAAUGACACUACUAAAAAUGUAACCCCUGGUGGUAUUUCAGGUAAUGAAACUCAAGGAAAUGACACACAAAUUCAAGAAAGAAUUGUUCCAACUGAUUCUUCAGAUCAAGUAACUUCAGCAUUUCCUGAUGAUGUAAUCACUUUGGAUCCCGAAAGUGACUUGGAUAUUGAAAGAACUGAAAUUACAACAGAACACAGCAAUGGCCCAAUAACAGUACAAACCGACUCUACAUUUAUGACACUUAUACCUACAACAGUUAUUAUGCCUGAAGAACUAGAUGUUGUUAAUAUUACCCUCCACAAAAAUGUUAGUAUAGUAGAAAGUGACAACUCCAGCACAACAGUUAAUGGAUCACUUCUUCCUGUGAGAGCUAUCCCACCUGAAAUUGAAGCUAUUCUUAACAUUACACAAAAGAAAGAUGAAGACUAUGAAUAUGACUACAAUGAGCCAUCUUUGCCUCCAUCCCUUCCUGGAGUCAGAAUUAUUCCAUUUGUGGCAGCUGAUGCAGUUGUGGAAGACAAAAAUUCUCCAACAGUCUAUCCAAAAGAUAAGCACAGGCCAACUGACAAUCCAGUUUUUUACAAAGUUUCCCAUCCAAACUUAUUUUCUCCACCAGUAGAAACAGAA
Molecule: messenger RNA, 1249 nt
Organism: Gryllus bimaculatus (two-spotted cricket)
Lineage: Eukaryota; Metazoa; Arthropoda; Insecta; Orthoptera; Gryllidae
Source: the annotation of a GenBank genome assembly